AUGUCACUUGGGCAGCAGUCCUCUCUGAGGCUGCAGGACAAGUGUAUGGCAGCAGGAGGGGCAUCCAUCAUAUCAGCGCUCGUUGUCAACCCUCUGGAUGUUGUCAAGACUUGUUUUCAGACCUCUGUGCACACUUUUUGUUGCAGAAACAUGGCACUGGCGGGUUGCCCACCGGCGUGUGCCCACUUGGGCAACCCAGAGUGUGGCAUCUACUCGGGGACGCUGGAUGGGAUGAGGAAGAUUGUGCGCCGGGAGGGCGCUCUCGCGCUGUGGCGAGGCACCGAUGUGGCCCUGCUCAUGGCAAUCCCCACAGUGGGAGUGUAUCUGCCCCUGUAUGACUACUUGUUGGAGCGGUUGGCGCCUUCCUCUGGCUUCUAUGCCCCCCUCAUGGCGGGCUCUCUCGCUCGGACGGUGGCUGUUCUGUGCACGUCACCCUUGGAACUAGUGCGCACCAGGAUGCAGGUGGGUUUUUUGGCAGUCCUUUCAAAAACUCCAAAAAAUGUGCUUCAUUUACUUUCCCCCAAAUUGACUCCUGAAUGUCUUGUCGUAAGGAAGGGGCUGUGUGCAUGUGCAGGGGCCACGCUGGCCAGGGAUGUUCCCUUUUCGGCCAUCUACUGGAGCAGCCUGGAGCCCAUCAGGCACGCCCUGCUCCCGCAGAGUUCGCGCGCCAGCCACUCGCAGAUCGUCGCCGCCAAUUUCGUGGCCGGCACUGUCGGUGGCGGGCUGGCCGCUGCCGUCACAACGCCUCUAGAUGUCGUCAAGACGCGGACACAGCUUGCAGAGGGGAAGACAAUGCCGAUCUGGGCGACGCUGAGGCAGGUGCAGAGGGAGGGGGGCACGCGAGCACUGUUCACCGGAGUGGGGCCUCGCGCGGUCCGUGCGGCUCCGGCGUGCGCUAUAGUUCUGGCCAGCUACGAGGUGCUCAAGGCCAUGCAUUUUAGCUGA
Messenger RNA from Coccomyxa subellipsoidea C-169, 945 nucleotides. Its product is annotated as mitochondrial carrier. The record is from RefSeq and is a predicted model, not a curated record. Lineage: Eukaryota; Viridiplantae; Chlorophyta; Trebouxiophyceae; Coccomyxaceae. The transcript is spliced from 5 exons. Gene Ontology annotation, biological process: mitochondrial transmembrane transport. The coding region runs from base 1 to 945 and encodes 314 amino acids.